UGCACCCGACUGUUGGCCCCAUGCAGGAAUGUGAAAACCGGCCUUCUCUCUGCGACCCUCGCCAUUCCUGAAAGCCUACCUGUGGCAUAUUUUGGGACUCUGUUAACUAGGGGAGCGACACAGAGAAGGCGCCUGUGCUGCUUCUGGGGGCACAGACCGGCCAUUCAGAAGAAGCUGAAAGGGCGGCUUCAUGGGCCCAGCUGGGCCCAGCAACAGGCUCUGUCCCCUGAGCCGCAGGAUGAGUGCCCGCUCAAAUCUCCCUGUCCACCCUGCCAAGAGCCCGAGCGUGCACCUCUCACUGAGACCACCAUCGCUGUCGCCAUCGCUACCCCUCAUGUGACCUAAAUGGGACCGCACUCAUCACCACAUUAGUUAACAAACAUCUUUGUUUAUCACUGUCCCUGGGCUUCGGGGAUGGGAGAGGAACUGAGCCAAAAAGGACCCCCAUGCCGAGGUGGCGAGGACAGCCACACAGCACAGUUUGGGAGACAGGAUAUCUGCUGCAGUUUCUGGGGACUGUGCAGACCCCUCCCCCAGGGAGUGGAAGGGAGGUGUCAGCAGUGCGGAUGCCUCUGGGUUGGCAGAGGCGUGGAGGGCUGAGAAUUGGGGUCAGAUGAAACCAAAUGUGAGAAGGCAAAGGGAACAAUUUUUCUUUAACAUAGCCACAAAGGGGAAGAUGUCUUCACUCUGCCCUUGAACCGGCUGGGUAGCUUCAGGCUAGUCGUUGAACCUCUCUGGGCCUCAGUUGUGGCAUACGGCAACUGGGCUGAUAGACUGCCUGACAGGUCUGUGAUCGCACACACAGAAGACUGGCACACAGGAGGGUGGUACGUGGUCGUCAUGACAGUGUAGGGGUGAUGCCAUGGUCGCUGAAGAUGCAGUCGUGGACUAGGUCAGCUGUGCCUGGGGAUCUUCUCUGAAACCAGUGAAGGGCAACAGUGGCAUUCCCCUGCCUCAUCUUCCUCCUCCUGUCUUCUCAUUGCCUCCCGAUGUGAUCCCGCAUGGCUGGUUCUGUUGUGAGGGUGAAGAGGAUUAGCAAAGAUAGUUCAGAUCAUCCCUCAGUCUCCCUAGCUAGCUCUGGCAGACAGCACUGGCACUGUCCCCACUUCCAGAAGAGGUAUGAGGCACAGAGGGGUGCAGCAAGUUGCCUGAGGUCACACCAGCAGAUGCUCUGGCUCCCAUAUCUGCCGUUACCCACCCCGUGUGCUGCCUUGCACACGCUAAACAUGGCUGUGCUAGUCACAGUCUGGGAGAAUUGUACUGGGACGAAGUUAGUGAGAAGGAAGUGCUGGGCAGAUAGCCCUGCUCAGCCCAGCCAGCGGCCUCUGGGAAGAAGGUGUGCGCAGUGAGGAGUCUAGGGAGCAGGCUGAGUGAGGAAACCGGGUUGGGGAUUGUGGGUGAGGAGGACGUAGGAAUGAGGGGCAGUGCAGGGCAAGGGCUCGAGUGUCCCUGGGUGGUAGGUCCAAGUCAGCACGGGCUCCGGCCAAAGCGGCCUCCCCACCCACCUGAGAUUUCCUGAAUUCCAGUUGUGGCUUGAGUUGCUUCUGCAGGCAAAGGGGCUCUUGUGGCCAACUGCUUCCUCCCUCCCUUUCCAGGGACACACACCUCCAUUCAGCCUGGCCCCGCCCCUGGGGGUUGGGGCAGGGGUGCUGUCCCCUGCCCAGUGGGUUGAUAAGACGGGUCCCUCUGGCCCCUCCGGUGUGCCACUGCUGUCCCCGUUGCCGCAACCAUGAAAGUCCCCCCUGGCCCAGUCUUUGCUCUCUGUGGCCUGCUGCUGCUGCUGCUGCUGCUACAGGUCCCUGGGAGCCAUGGCCUCGUCCCUCAGCCCCAAGGGCACCUCUGCCGGACACGCCCCACGGACCUGGUGUUUGUUGUUGAUAGUUCCCGCAGCGUGAGACCCGUGGAGUUUGAGAAGGUGAAGGUGUUCCUGUCUCAGGUCAUCGAGUCACUGGAUGUGGGGCCCAAUGCCACUCGAGUAGGCUUGAUCAACUAUGCUAGCACUGUCAAGCCCGAGUUCCCACUUCGGGCCCACGGCUCCAAGGCCUCGCUGCUGCAAGCUGUGCGCCGCAUCCAGCCGCUGUCCACGGGCACCAUGACUGGCCUGGCUCUGCAAUACGCCAUCACCAAGGCCUUGAGUGAUACUGAGGGUGGGCGUACCAAAUCCCCCGACAUCAGUAAGGUUAUCAUCGUGGUGACUGAUGGGAGACCCCAGGACAGCGUGAGGGACGUGUCUGCGCGCGCGCGGGCCAGCGGCAUCGAGCUGUUCGCUAUCGGCGUGGGCCGCGUGGACAAGGCCACGCUGCGACAGAUUGCCAGCGAGCCUCAGGACGAGCACGUGGAUUACGUGGAGAGCUACAAUGUCAUUGAGAAGCUGUCUAAGAAGUUCCAGGAGGCCUUCUGCGUGGUGUCAGACCUGUGUGCCACAGGGGACCAUGACUGUGAGCAGGUGUGCGUCAGUUCUCCAGGCUCCUACACCUGUGCCUGCCAUGAGGGCUUCACCCUGAACAGUGACGGCAAGACCUGCAAUGUCUGCAGUGGCGGGGGGAGUGGCUCAGCCACCGACCUGGUCUUCCUCAUUGAUGGGUCCAAGAGCGUGCGGCCUGAGAACUUUGAGCUGGUGAAGAAAUUCAUCAACCAGAUUGUGGACACCCUGGAUGUGUCGGACAGGCUGGCCCAGGUGGGGCUGGUGCAGUACUCGAGCUCGAUACGUCAGGAGUUCCCGCUUGGCCGCUUCCACACCAAGAAGGACAUCAAGGCGGCUGUGAGGAACAUGUCCUACAUGGAGAAGGGCACCAUGACUGGCGCUGCCCUUAAGUAUCUCAUAGACAAUUCCUUCACUGUGUCCAGCGGGGCAAGGCCUGGUGCCCAGAAGGUGGGCAUUGUCUUCACUGACGGCAGGAGCCAGGACUAUAUUAAUGAUGCUGCCAGGAAGGCCAAGGACCUCGGUAUGUGUUUCCUGCCUGGCUUCUGGACCCCACUGAUGGCCAGGGAUUCCCAUAGGCACAGUUCUACUGCAGCUUGCUCUGUGACUUCUGAUUAAUGUUUUAAACCCAGAUGACUUCUAGGUGUCUGCUAGAUCAAUUCUCUCUUAUACCCAUGACAAAACUGAGGCUCUGGAGGACGGGGUGGCUUGUUCUAUAGUCCCUUUGUUGCUGAGACUUUCAUCCUUCCCAGCUGUAGUAAUAUCAACAAUAACCUGGAAAGGAGAAUAACAAAGGUUUAUUUAUUUGGGGAUAAACUCACAGUAAGGGUAGCCAUCCACAAUCCUCUGCAAGCACUGGG
Messenger RNA from Myodes glareolus (Bank vole), 3282 nucleotides. The record is from RefSeq and is a predicted model, not a curated record. Lineage: Eukaryota; Metazoa; Chordata; Mammalia; Rodentia; Cricetidae.